Molecule: messenger RNA, 1451 nt
Organism: Coccidioides posadasii C735 delta SOWgp
Lineage: Eukaryota; Fungi; Ascomycota; Eurotiomycetes; Onygenales; Onygenaceae
Gene: ERG20
Product: Farnesyl pyrophosphate synthetase
Biological process (GO): trans, trans-farnesyl diphosphate biosynthetic process
Cellular component (GO): cytoplasm
Molecular function (GO): dimethylallyltranstransferase activity; (2E,6E)-farnesyl diphosphate synthase activity
Source: RefSeq, a predicted model, not a curated record
CAGCGUACUCGUUUCCCCAGCAAGAACAACUAAAGCCAUGGCUGCGAAAACAUCCAGAGCCGAUUUCGAGGCGGUCUUCCCCUCACUCGUUCAGGACCUUACCGAGCAUGCGCAGCAAUACGGAGUCCCUGCUACAGCUCUAGAAUGGUUCCAAAGGUCCCUCAAUGCGAAUACACCUGGGGGAAAGCUCAAUCGCGGUCUCUCCGUUCCCGACAGCGCCCUCCACCUCCUGAACCAGCCCCUGACAGACAAGCAAUUCAAAGACCUAUGCACACUCGGCUGGCUUACGGAGCUCCUACAGGCCUUCUUCCUCGUCUCUGAUGAUAUGAUGGAUACUUCCAUCACCCGCCGUGGUGAACCAUGCUGGUACAGGCGCGAAGGCGUGGGCAUGAUCGCCAUCAAUGACUCAUUCAUGCUUGAGUCUUCCAUCUAUGUCCUCCUCAAGAAGCAUUUUCGCUCUCACCCAGCCUACGUCGAUUUCAUUGAACUAUUCCACGAAAUCACCCACCAAACCGAGCUUGGCCAACUGUGCGACCUGCUCACCGCCCCGGAAGAUCAUGUCGACCUGAACAACUUCAGCAUGAACAAGUUCACCUUCAUCGUCAUCUACAAGACCGCCUAUUACAGCUUCUACCUCCCUGUUGCACUCGCACUCCACUACCUGCAGCUUGCCACCCCAAAGAACCUCAAGCAGGCCCAUGACAUUCUCAUCCCGCUGGGUGAAUACUUCCAGGCCCAAGACGACUUCCUCGACGUCUUCGGCAAACCAGAGCAAAUCGGUAAAAUCGGAACCGAUAUCCAGGACAACAAGUGCUCAUGGGUUAUCAAUCAAGCCCUCCUUCGCUGCUCCCCUGAACAGCGCAAGGUCCUUGAUGAGUCCUACGGCAGAAAGGACAAGGCACUCGAAGCUAAGGUCAAGGUCGUCUUCAAUGAAUUGGAUAUGAUCAAGGUCUACCGUGACUUUGAGGAAGACCAGGUGACGAAGAUCAGAGGACUCAUUGCUGCACUCGAUGAAUCCGAGGGAUUGAAGAAGGGAGUGUUUGAAAGCUUCCUGGCAAAGAUUUACAAGCGCGAUAAAUAGGCGCCCAAGCUCUCCCCUCCUUCCGUCUUCUAUUGCAUUCAUUUUAUUAUCCUAAUAUUUGUUUCUUAAAAAGACCAAAGAAGGAACGACUCUGAUUAAUUCCGUGCAUGCGCGUCCAAAGCAUAGUGAGAAAUUAUGUAUAUAUUCCUCAGUCACCAUAGGUAGGGUAUUUCCCCCAAGAUAUUCUCAUCGCCUGAUCGUGAACAAUGGAUUAAGAUGUUGUACCUUAUGUCGACAAAUAUUCCACAGAUACCCCGAUAGAAUACAAAUGCAGUGAUGUCACCAAAGUGGUAUUUCUGCUGAAUAGCACACCCCCCCAAGCCUUGUCACUAAUUUUAGAGUACACCAAGCAAAAGCAGGAAUAAGAUAG